AUCUCAUCCACAUUGUCAAAAUUGUUGUUUAUGGAAAUAUACCUUUAAAUGUAAACGUGUUAAAAUUCAGAAAAAGUACAUUUUUUGUAAAUUUUACUAUUUGGAUUCCGAUAAAUUAGAUGAAAACCUUUAAAAACAGAGCAAUUUUUAAGGAUUAAUGUAUAAAUAAAAGAAAGAAUUCAAAAUGUCAAAAUUAUUAAGAAAAAUAGUUCCAGGAAAAAGUUCUAAGAAAAAACUGGAGAAAGAAAUAUCUCUUAUUGUUGAAGAUCCAAACAAUCCAGAUGGUUUUGCGUUGAAAGUACAAAAGAAAUUGCUACUGGAGCACAGCGCUUUCUUCAGGGACAUUCCGGAGAAUGAUAUCAAGAAAAAUCGAAAAAUAAAGUUAGAAGAUGUGUCUGUCAUCGCAUUGCAAAAGAUAGUGACGUAUAUGCAAAAGGCGAGUGCCCGAUUCCAAAGCCACGUGGAGGCGAUAGAAACUCUGAAAGCUGCUCAGAAAUUUGAGAUCGAAGAGCUGUUUAACAUCUGCAUCAAUCACCUUAUCACAGCUUUAGAACCCUCCAAUGUUUGUGACAUUUACGACACAGCAUCUACAUUGUCUUUGAGCCAUCUUGAAUACUCCUGUCUUAAGCUUAUCGACAAAGAUACUGAAAAAGUUUUGCAGACACGUGGUUUCCUAACUCUUAAGAAAGCCAGAGUAUUGGAAAUCAUCAAACGCAGCAGUCUUAAUAUCGAUUCUGAAGUAGCCAUUUUUAGGGCUAUUUUGGCUUGGGGAUUGAACGACAGCCUCAGUAGAGGUUUGGACCCUAACGAUUUAGAAAUGUUCUUACCCAUUGUAAGGCACAUGCUUAACCAUGUACGAUUUGGGAACAUGACAGACGCAGAACUCAGAGAUCCUGAAGUAGACAAAUUCCUCCAACUCUUGUCUUCUUGUGAGCUUUGGAACAAGAAUCGAUCCGUGAGUUGCGUGUCACAAACAAGUUCAAGUUCUAUGGAGCAUGAUAUGAGACAGUAUGUCACGCAUUAUUCUCACGAUAUGAGUGUUUAUGAGUCGAACCAGCAUACAGUAAAAGAUGGUGAGAGUUUUUGUUUAAAUAUUGAGAUUCUAAAAGGAAGGGUAUUUUUGACUCGCUUCAAGCUUGCAUUCCGAGCUUUUGCACCAACUAAGAACGCAGCAUGUUUGUAUGUAGUCCUCUCUGCCACUAACGAAGAGACCAAUGAUCAGAGAUCCACUCGUGGAACUUUUUUGAACACUACUGAUGAAGCCUAUCUGGAAUUCUCCAACCCUCUUCCAGCAAGGGAAUCAAACAAAGUGAAGAUUGAACUGAUAGUUAAAAAGGCUGAAAACAUAUGUCCUCUCUCAGUCAAGUCGGAUAUUCAGAUUGCAAUGCCAGAUUCGAAAAUGGUCGCUAUGAAAAUAAUUCCUAUGGAUGUCAAGGUUGAUUCUGAAGAAGAGGGGCGUUGCAUUUUUGGAGAAAUUCAAUAUUUUCACUAAUUGAUGAAAGAAAAAAAUUUCUAUUUUUUGCGGGUAAAAUGAGAGACAAUGAUUGAUAAUGUUGAAAUGUUAAAAGGAUUUUUGACUUUUUGAAAUGUUAAAAGGAUUAUCUAUGAUAUAACUUUACUUUGUAAAUAUAUGUAUUAUUCUUUAUUCAAGCAGCAGUAUAAUCAUUAAUCAUGUAGUAAUCAUUAAUAUAAAUGAUUAUAAUUUGUACAGUAAUAUAACCAAUUAUGUAAAUAUAU
Argiope bruennichi is the source of this 1737-nucleotide messenger RNA. RefSeq lists its product as uncharacterized. The transcript is spliced from 3 exons. The record is from RefSeq and is a predicted model, not a curated record. Gene Ontology annotation, molecular function: protein binding. Gene Ontology annotation, biological process: neurogenesis. The coding region runs from base 185 to 1492 and encodes 435 amino acids. Gene Ontology annotation, cellular component: cytosol; P-body. NCBI's taxonomy places the organism in Eukaryota, Metazoa, Arthropoda, Arachnida, Araneae, Araneidae.